Homalodisca vitripennis (glassy-winged sharpshooter) is the source of this 2205-nucleotide messenger RNA. Its product is annotated as histidine decarboxylase-like. Gene Ontology annotation, biological process: L-histidine catabolic process; histamine biosynthetic process. Gene Ontology annotation, molecular function: pyridoxal phosphate binding; histidine decarboxylase activity. Bases 4 to 2205 code for a protein of 733 amino acids. The record is from RefSeq and is a predicted model, not a curated record. The transcript has 17 exons. Lineage: Eukaryota; Metazoa; Arthropoda; Insecta; Hemiptera; Cicadellidae.
CAGAUGGUGGACUAUAUAGCCGACUAUCUAGAAAAUAUCCGAGACAGGAGAGUGUAUCCAAGUGUAACACCCGGAUAUAUCCGGAAUCUCGUCCCCAUGGACGCUCCAUUGGAGCCUGAGUCUUGGGAUGCCAUCUUUGGAGACAUCGAGCGAGUCAUCAUGCCAGGGGUAACCCAUUGGCAGAGUCCACACAUGCAUGCCUACUUCCCCGCUCUCAAUUCCAUGCCGUCCUUGUUGGGCGACAUGUUAGCUGACGCAAUUAACUGUCUCGGUUUCACUUGGGCAUCCAGCCCUGUAUGCACGGAGUUGGAGACCGUCGUUAUGAAUUGGCUGGGCAAGAUGACAGGCCUGCCCGAGGACUUCUUACACGUCCGGAGUGACAGCAAAGGAGGAGGUGUUAUUCAGACAACUGCAAGUGAAGCUACUUUUAUCUCGAUCCUAGCAGGACGCACAAUGGCCAUUCAACGCUUCAGGGAAAGCCAAAUCGGCCUGGAAGACGCAGAGAUCAACAGUCGACUAGUCGCCUACUGCUCUGAUCAGGCACACUCUUCAGUAGAGAAGGCGGGACUGAUCGGGUUGGUGAAGAUGCGAUAUAUCGAGAGUGACGAUAAUCUGAGCCUCCGGGGUGACAAGCUGGAGGAGGCCAUCAAGAAAGAUCGCGAGAAGGGUCUAGUGCCGUUCUUUUUGUGUGCAACGCUGGGCUCGACAGGAGCAUGUUCCUUCGACAAUCUAGAGGAACUUGGUCCGAUAUGCGACAGAGAGGGGCUGUGGCUUCACGUGGACGCGGCAUAUGCGGGCAGUGCUUUCAUUUGUCCUGAGUUUCGCAAAUGGCUGAGCGGCAUAAGCUAUGCCGACUCCUUUGCCUUCAACCCUAGCAAGUGGUUGAUGGUCCACUUCGAUUGCACAGCCAUGUGGGUCAAGAACAGUGAGGCUCUCCACAGGACAUUCAAUGUGGAGCCAAUUUACCUGCAGCACGAAAACUCAGGUCUAGCAAUUGACUACAUGCACUGGCAAGUGGGGCUGAGUAAGCGGUUUCGAGCUCUAAAACUGUGGUUCGUGAUUAGGAGGUAUGGAAUCACCGGGCUCCAGAGCCACAUCCGUGAGGGUGUUCGUCUGGCACAGAACUUCGAGGCUCUUGUCCUUGCAGAUCCUCGCUUCGAGGUUCCUGCCCCCCGCCACCUAGGGUUGGUUGUCAUCCGACUCAGGGGAGAAAAUCUGCUAACAGAACGUCUCUUGAAGAGACUCAACUCUCGGGGCAACAUCCAUUGCGUGCCUGCUCUACUGAAAGGAAAGUACGUGAUAAGGUUUACAGUGACGUCGAGCCAAACAACCCUGGAUGACAUCAUGAGAGAUUGGAUGGAGAUCAGGAGCACCGCAAACGAGGUCAUCGCCGAGAGCACCGACCUCGCUCCGCCCUCCGUCAUCUCCUGGCACAAAGUUCCAUUAGGAGAAACAAGAGAGAGAAAUGCCGAUUUUGGAUCCAGUUUACUUCUAGCCAAUUCGCCAAUGUCACCGAAAAUAGUGAACGGCAGCUACGCAGCUAUCUUCGAGUUUGGUGGUCCAUCUUUGCCCUUGAGCCAUUUACUCAGCGUGCAAGCUAAAGACAGCCCAGCUAUGAGAAGACGCAUUCGAGGUAUCCUAAUGUCGGGGAAGCAGUUCUCACUCGACUCGAGGAUGGAUUUGGUCCAAGGUUUCAACCCAGGUCAGGGCCCAAGCGACUUGCCAGGCACGGUUGAGGAAGACUCAGAGCCAGAACCGAAGAUGGUGUUGGAAAGUGAUGACGGAGAAGAAAACACUCCACGACCCAACCGAUCCCGCUCCGUUGACCAUUCCAAUGGUGUCUACUCCGAAAACAACGGAUUUGCCGACAACCCCGUCCCUGCUCCCACUGUCGACACAGCCAUUUGCAGGAAAUGUGGUCAUUACAAUGCGACCAAAAGUAGUGAAUUAAUGUUUGAAACCAUGUUCAGAAAUAUCAAACACGUCAGGAUGCAGUUCGCGUGCCAUGAGCGACAGCUCGUCUGCUUUAAUUAUCACUGUAGUGAAGGUUGGCUGGGCGUUGGCUCUUCACCACCUCGGCGAAGGUGUCGUAGGCCAUGGUCCGGACUGGUGGUUCAGGAGGAGCUGGCGACGUAUGGGCGGCGGGCGAUCUCGGCUGGGCCGGCGGCGGCGGUCCGCAGGGGUCAGCGGGUGGUGCCGGGGUGA